UGAAGCUCAUGGGCCCGGGCGUACGCAAGCUCGUUGAUCACUUGUUUGAGGAGCUCUUCGAUGGAUCGAAAUAUGCUAGUCGACGGGGAGCUGCCUAUGGUCUUGCAGGUACUAUUAAGGGUUUGGGACUGCUGAGGACAAAAAGCGUUUCGAAACGCGUCAAGGUGCAAUGUUUGCAUUCGAAACUUUGUCGAAUACGCUCGGCACUAUUCGAGCCCUAUAUCACAUUUAUCCUCCCCAUUCUCCUGACCGCGUUCGGUGACACGACAGCAGACGUGCGCGAGGCUGCUCAGGAUGCAGCAAGGGUAAUCAUGGGCAAUAUGUCUGGAUAUGGCGUCAAGCUCAUUCUCCCUUCCUUAUUGUCUGGUUUGGACGAGAAACAGUGGAGGUCUAAAAAGGGUUCCAUUGAAUUGAUGGGCAUGAUGGCCUACUGCUCGCCCCGACAACUAUCACUAUCACUGCCCAUUGUCAUUCCACGCCUUACUGGCGUUCUGACGGAUACCCAUGCCCAAGUCAAAACUGCGGCCAACAAGAGUCUAAAGCAGUUUGGAGAAGUCAUCAACAACCCCGAGAUACAGGCGCUUGUUCCGACGCUACUAAAGGCGCUUGUGGAUCCUGCGAAGACGACAAAUGCUUUCAGCCCUCCUGAAAACAUCAUUUAUCACUACAUCGAUCACUCCUCUCUGGCGCUGGUGAGUCAUACCAUUAUCGAACGUGGAUUGCGGGAACGAGGGACGGAGGGCAAGAAGAGAGCCGCUCAAAUUGUUGGCAAUCUUGCAUCUUUGACGGACUCUAAAGAUUUCGUGCCUUACUUGUCUUCGCUCUUGCCGUUGGUGCACCUCGUUCUGGUUGAUCCCGUGCCGGAAGCACGCGCGACUGCUGCCAAAGCGCUCGGGACACUUGUUGAACGUCUCGGAGAAGCCCACUUCCCCGACGUUGUCCCCGGACUUUUGAGAACACUUAAGACCGACACCUCAGGUGUUGAUCGACAAGUGAAGUGCUAUCCGGACUCGGCAUGGAACGACUUGAGGGCCUUCUCCCUGACAUUCGCCAAUGCGCAGUCCCCUCGGAGUACCGUCAGGGAAGGUUUCAUGUCUCUCCUCGUGUAUCUACCGGCUACCUUCGGCGCUCGAUUCCAACCACAUUUACCGAAAAUCAUAUCCCCCAUCUUAAGUGGACUGUCUGAUACGGAAGAAUACGUCCGGGAAGCCGCUAUGCGAGCAGGGCGGAUGAUUGUUACCAAUUACUCCACCAAGGCGAUCGACUUGCUCCUGCCUGAACUUGAGCAAGGCAUGUUCGAUGCUGGCUGGCGCAUUAGGCAAUCAUCAAUCACUCUUGUUGGAGAACUAUUAUUCAAGGUAUCAGGUAUUAGUGGAAAGGCUGAAGUUGAAGAGGAAGAGGAAGUGGCCGAAGUUGCAGUCGCAGAAUCUUCUCGCCGUGCGCUCACAGAUGUUCUUGGAGAGGAACGUCGUAACCGUAUUUUAUCGGCAUUAUAUCUUGCAAGACAAGAUGCAGUCAACGUUGUUCGUCAGUCUUCUGUUCACAUCUGGAAGGCGCUCGUGCACAACACACCCCGUACUGUACGCGAAAUUCUCCCGGAGCUUGUUACGAGGAGUUUCGAACAGCAAGAGACUGCCACUCGUACCACGGCAGAGCUCAGCCGCAAGUCUGGCGAGAAGGUUCUGGGCGAAAUUUUCUCAAUUCUCCAUGCUAAGUCGCAAUUCCUGAUCGUACCCGCGAAGGUGGCCUCAUGCUGUGCGAGGAUGUCCGUGCCUCUCUGGUGGAUGAUGACGCUAGUGGUACGUUCGGCGGCCGCGAAGGCAUUUGAUGUACUUCAAGAACAUCUCGGCGCGAAAGCGAUUGACCAGACGAUCCCCACUUUGUUAGAGGCUUUACGCCAGCCUGGUGCAAGCUCAGACACCGCACUUCAAGCCUUGAGGGAGGUCAUGUCGGUCCGGGCGUCUACUGUGUUCCCUGUUCUCAUCCCAACCUUGAUUGCCACACCUAUGACGGUUUUCAAUGCCAGAGCUUUGGCGUCUCUUGUCACCGUUGCUGGUCAUGCCUUGAGCAAGCGCCUCAUUGUCAUCCUUGGAGCAUUAGUAAAGGUUUUGGAAGAAGAUCAAGACGAUGGACUACGGAGCGCUAUCGACGAGGCUGUGCGUGCACUUUUAGCCUCGAUAGAAGACCCGGAGGGUUUGAACACCUUGAUGUUGCUCCUUCUUGGGUGGGCCAAGAGUGAUGCGCCAAAACGGAUUAGCUCCUGCAAUCUCUUUGCAGUGUUCUGCGAGGAAUCUGAGCUGGAUUCGUCAUUAUACCGUGUUGACUGGGUUCGACAGCUUGUUUCUCUCUUCGAUGACCAAGAGGUUUUAGUCCACACUGCGGCUUGGCAGGCAUUUGAUGUAUUCGUCAAGUCAGUGCCAAAGGAUGAGCUGGAGUCCCUCGUAGUCCCCUUGCGCCGGACGAUCGAGAGCACUGGCGCACCUGGCCGAUAUGUUCCUGGUUUCAGUCUGCAAAAGGGAGUCGCACCCGCCGUCCCUAUCAUUAUUGCUGGUCUCACGAAUGGCAGCAACGAACAACGCGAAAAUGCAGCAUACGCUAUCGGAGACUUGGUAGAACGGACGGAGGAGUCUGCUAUCAAACCUUUCGUGGUGCCAUUCACUGGGCCCCUCAUCCGUGUUGCAAACAAGCCACCACAUAUCCUCCUGGUUGCACUGGCCUCGAUGCUCGAGAGAAUUCCCGGUCACGUUAAACCGUUCUUCCCUCAGCUUCAGCGCACAUUUGUCAAGGCAAUCAGCGACACGUCCUCUGCCGUCGUACGAACUCGUGCAGCAGAUGCUUUGGGUAUCCUCAUGCACAGCCAGCCAAGAGUUGAUCCUGUUGUUACGGAGCUUAUUGCUGGUGCGAGAUCCAGCGAGGAGGAGAUUGCUGCUAGCUUCGUUCUUGCAUUGUCGAACGUCGUGAAGAGUUCUUCUGCGCACGGUGGUAUUGGAGAUAAGGCUAGAGAAACCUGCAUUGAACUUGUCAAUGACGCAUUCCGGGAAACACGAGGAUCAUUACGUUCAGGCAACAGCAACGUUGAUAGCCUCAUUGUCAGCAAACCCGCAAUCACUGAAGCCGAUUUUUCACUAUUGACCGUCAUCGCCAGUGCAUACUUGAUCUCUGGAACACCUCCAUCAGCCCUAGCAUCGCAUGCCAUCCUUGCUGUCCUAUCUCCCGAUUCGGACGACUACUUGGAGCCGGCAGCCACGCUGUUCGCAAAACUGGGGCUCUUACGCAGUGUAGCUCUGAAAGUCAAAGAAAGUGCCGCCAACGAACGCUCCACUAUAUCAAGACCUGCGAGAGCCAGAGACAUAUUGAAAAACAUGGCAGUGGACGAAGAUACCCUUGCCGGGAUAUUCUGA
Suillus subalutaceus is the source of this 3401-nucleotide messenger RNA. RefSeq names its product armadillo-type protein. The annotation marks the transcript as partial. The transcript has 14 exons. Lineage: Eukaryota; Fungi; Basidiomycota; Agaricomycetes; Boletales; Suillaceae. Gene Ontology annotation, cellular component: cytosol. Gene Ontology annotation, molecular function: protein kinase regulator activity. The record is from RefSeq and is a predicted model, not a curated record. Gene Ontology annotation, biological process: regulation of translation; cellular response to amino acid starvation.